AUGGCCAUCCCUAUCCAACUCCAGCCCCAGCCAACUCUAGCCAUCCACAGCCAUCCCCAGCCUACCCCAGCCAACCCCAUCAAGACCCAGCCAUACCCCAGACCAAGCCAGCCCCAGCCAUCUAUCCACAGCCCCAGCCAUCCCCAGCCAACUACAACCAGCCCCAGCCACCUCCAGCAAACGCCAUCCCGAGCCAUCCACAGCCCACCCCAGCCCCAGCCAUUCCCCAGCCAUGAUUCCGCAGCCUUCCUCAGCCCCAGCCAUCCCCAGACCAACCAGCCCCCGCCAUCUAUCCACAGCCCUAGCCAUACCCAGCCAUCCCCGGCCUUAGACAUCCCCAGCCAACUCCAGUCAUCCACAGCCAUCAUCCAGCCAACCCAAGCCAACUCCAGCCACAGCCAUCCACAUCCCCAGCCAACUCCAGCCAUCCAUCCCCAACAAUUCCCAUACAUCCCCAGCCACCUCAAGCCAACUCCAGCCAUCAACAUCCCGAGCCAACUCCAGCCACAGCUACCCCAAGCCAACUCCAGCCCAAGCCAUCCACCUCCCCAGUACGAGCCAUCCCCAGCCAUCCCCCACCUAUCCUUCCCCAGCCAACUCCAGCCAUCCCUCCCCAGCAAUCCCCAGCCAACUCCAGCCCCAGCCAUCCCCUCCAACUCCAGCCAUCCCCAGACCAAGCAAGCCCCCACCAUCUAUCCACAGCCCCAGCCAUACCCAGCCAUCCCCUGCCCCAGACAUCCCCAGCCAACUCCAGCAUUCCCAGCCUGUCCAACUCCAGCCAUCCUCCAGCCCCAGCCAACCCCAGCCAACUCUAGCCAUCCACAGCCAUCCCCAGCCUACCCCAGCCAACCCCAUCAAGACCCAGCCAUACCCCAGACCAAGCCAGCCCCAGCCAUCUAUCCACAGCCCCAGCCAUCCCCAGCCAAUCCCCAGCCAACUACAACCAGUCCCAGCCACCUCCAGCAAACGCCAUCCCGAGCCAUCCACAGCCCACCCCAGCCCCAGCCAUUCCCCAGCCAUGAUUCCGCAGCCUUCCUCAGCCCCAGCCAUCCCCAGACCAAGUCAGCCCCCGCCAUCUAUCCACAGCCUCAGCCAUACCCAGCCAUCCCCUGCCCCAGACAUCCCCAGCCAACUCCAGCCAUCUUCCAGCCACAGCCUUCCCCAGCCACCCCAAGCCAACUCCAGCCAUCCACAUCCCCAGCCAACUCCAGCCAUCCACAUCCCCAGCCAACUCCAGGCAUCCCAAGCCAACUUCAGCCCCAGCCAUCCACAUCCCCAGUCCGAGCCAACUCCAGCCCCAGCCAUCCACAGCAAUCCACAUCCCCAGUCCCAGCCAUCCCCAUCACCAUCCCCAGCCAACUCCAGCCAUCCAUCCCCAGCCAUCCUCCAGCCAACUCCAGCCCCAGCCCCUCCAACUCCAGCCCCAGCCAUCCACAGCCCCAGCCAUUUCCAGCCAUCCUCUGUCCUAGCCAUCCCCAGCCAUCCACCCAUACUCUGUGGGUUAUCAGCCCCUUCUAUUCCCUGAGCAAGAGGUCAACAUACCCUCGGCCCAGAUGUCCAUCGGCGUACCUUGAAGAGAGCCCGGUCUGCUCUUCUCAAGACCACCUCGAGGCAUCGUCGACAAGCGGACCACCACUUGACCCCGGCUCCCCGCUAUCAUCUCGGGCAGAGGGUAUGGCUGUCUACGCGGGACCUGCCCCUCCAGGUGGAGUCUCGCCCUCAGGUAACUCCAUUCCCACCUCCAGCCCACAGCCCUCAGGUAACUCCAUUCCCACCUCCAGCCCUCAGCCCUCAGCCCCAGCCAAUCCCAGCCACCCAGAGCCCCAGCUAACUACAUUCCCACCUCCAGCCCUCAGCCCCAGCCAAUCCCAGCCACCCAGAGCCCCAGCUAACUCCAGCCCCAACUCCAGCCAUUGCCAGCCCCAGUUAACUCCAUCCACAGCUAUCCCAGCCAAAGCCAACUCCAGCUAUCCCAACCAUCCCCAGCUCCAGUCUUCCCCAGUACAAGCCAUCCACAGCCCCAGCCAACCCCCAGCUAUCCCCAGAUCCAGCCAACUCAAGCCCAAGCCAACACAAGCCCCAGCCAAAUCCAGCCAACCAAAGCCAUCCCCAGCCAACCCCAGUUGUCCACAUCCCUCCCAGACCCCAGCCAUGCCCAGCAAACUCCAGCCCCAGCCAUUCCCAGCCAUCCCCAGCCAGCACUAA
This is a messenger RNA of Oncorhynchus mykiss (rainbow trout), 2205 nucleotides long. NCBI's taxonomy places the organism in Eukaryota, Metazoa, Chordata, Actinopteri, Salmoniformes, Salmonidae. The record is from RefSeq and is a predicted model, not a curated record.